Messenger RNA from Apis dorsata (giant honeybee), 3103 nucleotides. RefSeq lists its product as uncharacterized. Lineage: Eukaryota; Metazoa; Arthropoda; Insecta; Hymenoptera; Apidae. Bases 946 to 3072 code for a protein of 708 amino acids. The record is from RefSeq and is a predicted model, not a curated record. The transcript has 6 exons.
AAAAAAACAUACACCAUUUAUUACUCGGUCCAAUAAAUAUAUAUGACAAAUAACGUGAAACAGCAUCAGAAAUAUUUAACUCGUUCGUUAAAGGAAGUUCAGCUAACGUUCUAACAAAACAGUUACGUAGACGUUCUCCGCUCGUUAAAACAAACUGCACAAUACCACACCAUUUCACACGUGCCGAGCGAAACCGAGGUUUCAUCCCUUCCGACGAAAUAAUACCGACACUUUGAAUCGUUCCCGACUGAUUCAUACUCAGAUCAUUUAACGAGAAAGUUUAUGAUAGUAAAAGUUUACGGUGGAAUACAUAGUAUGUAGAUUUUUUCGUAGCGACGCGACAUGUUUUCCUACUACGCCGCCACCUACCCAGAUCCUAGGUUAACGAGAUCGCGGAUCGAUAUCUCGUUUCGAGAGUGGCAAACUUUACGACGGUCUCGCCUGGUUGCGAACGUUCGGUUGAAAUUCGAGGGAUCGAGAAUCGAUUUUUGCUUCGUCAUGGUCCCAUGUUUUAAUGCGAACGAACAGUAAAUCUUUCUUUUGCGAAUGUACGAAACCUGUUUCACAUGUGCGCGUCCGGUAACGAUGUUGUCCGUGCAAACACAAUCAUUGAUGCAAGAAGAAAGCAUCGAAUAGAUCACACGUAACUUGUGGCAACGUAAAUUAUCGGUAGUGGGGGAAUAAGGCGAGACGAUGGAUUCUGAAAAUGACAAUGAGCCCAGACGUUCCGCACGUAAAUCAGUAGACGUUUGAUUUAUCGGUGUUCCCGCUGCAUCCGCGCUGUUUUAAAUCGGGCGUUAUGAAAGAAAAUUAUCAUCGGGUAUGUGGUUUUCCGGAGGAAUUAUGCAAAUUUACUGUCGGUUUAGAGAGUAUCGAGCGAUAUUUCAAGUUAAUGGAAAAGGAAUAACAUCGGAUUGAAGAUCGAGUAACAGGUGGAGCGGCACGAUGACAAGACUCAUCACGGCAUUGCUGCUGCUGCAGGCUAUCGCGAGGUUCGGUCGCGUGGCAGCCGCAGAUUCCACGCACGCGGCUGACCAACCGGCCCCAUCUGCGGUCCCAUCGGGGCUUUCUGGGCCAGAUUACACCGGGCCAUCGGCCGGUUCCGACGAGUGCGACCCAGAAAUGGUCGGGUUCGAGCUGGUGACCGGCUACGUGUUCACCGCGCCCACGAACAUGCUCGAGUCCAUACCGGGAACCCUGAUGCUCACCGAUUGCUUGGAGACCUGUCAAGCGAACGAUUCCUGCCAGGCGGUGAACUACGAGACGGGCCUCUGCGUUCUCUUCAGCUCGAACGCCGACAGCAAUCCAGGUGCCCUCUCGCAAUCCCAAUUCCCGGUGUUCACGAUUUACGCCCAGAAGAGCUGCCUGGCUGUGAAACCGUGCGAACGCGCCUGGUGCAUCGACAGGGUCCAGGGGCAUCGUCUUCAGGGCCACACACGUAGAACCAUGAACGCCUCCUCGCGACAACACUGUCUCGAGCUCUGUUUAGGCGAGAGAGACUUCCUAUGCCGAUCUGCCAAUUACGCAAAUGCAACGAAACAAUGCGAAUUAUCGGACAUGGACCGUUUGACCGUCGCCGGAUCGAACGCUUUCCAAUCCUCCAAGGGAUUCGAUUACCUUGAGAACCACUGCGUGGACGAACCGGUGAAACUUUGCGAAUUCAAGAAACUGUCCGGCCGUAUUUUGAAAACCGUGGAUUCCGUUUACCAAGAUGUUGGCAGCACCGAGGAGUGCCGGGAGCUCUGCUUGAAUUCCCCGUUCCGUUGCCAUUCCUACGAUUAUGGCGACACAGGUGACAUGGUAUGCCGUCUCAGCCAUCACUCCAGAGCCACCCUUUCGGAUAUCCAGGAACCUUAUCUUGACGUGCCCGAGGGAUCGACGUACGAGUUGAGCUCUUGCUACAACGUGACCAUAGAUUGCCGGGCCGGUGACAUGGUGACGAGGAUCCAAACGAGCAAAUUGUUCUACGGAAAGGUGUACGUGAAGGGGUCGCCGAAUUCUUGCGUGCAGGACGUGAAGGGGGCGUUGGAGUUCGAGCUGAAAAUGGCGUACGACGAUUUGGAGUGCAACAUAAGGCAGCAGGGGUUGGGCCGUUACCUGAACGACGUCGUGAUCCAACACCACGACACCAUUGUCACCAGCUCCGAUCUCGGCCUGGCCGUCACCUGUCAAUACGAUCUCACCAACAAAACCGUGUCGAACGAGGUCGAUCUCGGUGUGCACGGUGAAAUAACUCCCGCUCUGUCCGAGGAAGUGAUCGUCGACUCGCCCAACGUCGCCAUGAAGAUCACCGAUCGUAGUGGAAACGAGGCAAUCCCCUCGGCCGAAGUCGGCGAUCCGUUGGCCCUCAAGUUCGAGAUACUCGACCCCAACAGCCCGUACGAGAUCUUCGUACGCGAGCUGGUCGCCAUGGACGGCGUCGACUCCAGCGAGAUAGUCUUAAUUGACUCGGAUGGCUGCCCCACCGAUCACGUCAUCAUGGGCCCCCUCUACAAGUCGGCCACCACGGGCAAGAUUCUCCUUUCGCACUUCGACGCCUUCAAAUUCCCCAGCUCUGAGGUGGUACAGUUCCGGGCCCUGGUCACACCUUGCAUGCCCACCUGCGAGCCGGUUCAGUGCGAUCAAGAGGAGGCGACCGGCGAGCUGCGCUCCGUGAUUUCGUACGGGAAGCGUCGUCGCCGUCGCUCGACCGGCUCCCAGACCCGCGAGGACCUGCUGCUCGUGCAAUCGAUCCAGAUCACGGACAAGUUCGGAUUCGAGCACGACAGCAAGGCGUCGAACGCCAGCUCGGCCAGCAGGGACACGGUGUUCGUCGAGAGCGAGGACAUAUCGUCGACCAUGGGCAUGUGCAUCAACCUGGGCGAGGCGAUCGUCGCUGGGACCGUGUUCCUCGUAGCCCAGAUCGCCAUCAUAGCCGCGUGGACGUUCACCUGGCAGAGACGCCGGCAGAUGCUCAAGCACCAAGAGGCGCUCUCGGUCUCGGUCUCCGUACCGGGGAUGCAUUCCGUCCCCGGACGCACCGACAGCCUCUGUAAGUUGUACGACACAGGUUACUCAGCGCGCCGUUUUUGAGCACCGUUUCCGUUCCCCCUUCCUUCCUAAG